Sorghum bicolor (sorghum) is the source of this 1764-nucleotide messenger RNA. RefSeq names its product protein ALP1-like. The record is from RefSeq and is a predicted model, not a curated record. Lineage: Eukaryota; Viridiplantae; Streptophyta; Magnoliopsida; Poales; Poaceae. The transcript is spliced from 2 exons. The coding region runs from base 330 to 1514 and encodes 394 amino acids.
GCCCAAGAAAGAGGCCCUUCUCCCUCUCCACCUCGCCGUGCUCCUCCUCCGCGGCUCCGCCCCUUCGUUCGCCGUCGCUACUCGCUUCUUCCCUCCCCUUCCCCACCUCAAACAUCCCGAGCCGCGGCGCAGACACCCGCGCCGACGUCUAUCCUCCCAGCAGCGGCACUCCCCAUGCCCUGUAUCCUCCUCCGCCUGCCGCCGAGUCCCCCACCCCCACGCCACCGCGGCCGCGCCGAGCCGUCCAUGCCCGCCCGGGCUUCUUCUUGAUUUUCGUCCCGUGCACGCGCGCGCGCGCGCCUCCGGCUCGCUCCUCCCGAUUCCUUGCCAUGCCGCCGAUGCGCGGGCGCGGGGCCAAGCGGCGCCGGAUGGCGGCGGCGGAGAAGAAGGCGGCCGCGGCCGCAAUGGCAGCCGCCGCCGUGGGUGCCCCGCUCGGAGACUGGUGGGACGCCUUCUGCAGGCGGAUGUCAGGAACCUUAUCUUGUAUCGAGGAUGCACAGAGAUUUGAGUCUGUAUUCAAAAUGCCAAGAAGAGCCUUUGACUAUGUCUGCAACCUGGUGAAAGAUGAAAUGAUGGUGAGGUCCAGCAGCUAUACCUUUCUUGAUGGCACAAUGCUGUGUUUAGAAGAUCGAGUGGCCAUUGCUCUGCGGAGGCUGAACUCUGGUGGGUCACUGGCGACUGUAGGAUCCUCAGUUGGAGUGAACCACUCAACCGUGUCACUGAUUACUUGGCGAUUCAUUGAGGCUAUGGAGGAGCGAGCGAGCCACCACUUGCGCUGGCCAGACUCCGGUGAAAUGGAGAAGAUCAAGUCCAAGUUUGAGAAGAUCCAUGGUCUGACAAACUGCUGUGGUGUUGUGGAUACAACACACAUCACAAUGUGUCUUUCAUCAGCUGAACCGAACUGCAAGGUCUGGCUUGAUCAGGAGAAGAAUUACAGCAUGGUACUGCAAGCUGUUGUUGAUCUGGAUACGAGGUUCACAGACAUAGUGACUGGGUGGCCUGGUAGCAUGAAAGAGUCGAGCAUUCUGCACAGCUCUGGCCUUUUCAAGCUCUGCGGGGAAGGUGAGCGGCUGAAUGGCAGCAAGGUGAAGGUAUCAGAUGGAUCAGAGAUUGGGGAAUACUUGAUCGGUGACUCAGGCUACCCCCUUCUUCCCUGGCUGCUCACACCAUACCAAGAGAAGGACCUCACAGAGUCCAGUGCUGAGUUCAACAGUAGGCACUCAGCGGCGAGAGCAGUCGCUCCAAGGACACUGGCCAAGUUCAAGGACACAUGGAAGUUCCUGCAGGGGGAGAUGUGGCGUCCGGACAAGCACAAGCUGCCCCGGAUAAUCCAUGUCUGCUGCUUGCUGCACAACAUAAUCAUAGACCUUCAGGAAACAACCAUGGAUGAGGCACGGGCAUGGCCGAAGUCGAACGACCAUGACGCUAAUUAUAGGCAGCAGGUGUGCCAGUUAGCCGAUGAGAAUGGAAUCAAGGUGAGGGACAAACUGUCCGAACACCUGAUCAGCAGGUGACCAAGAGGUGGAAAGCUUAGGAAUGAUCGAGAAGAGUGCUAUUUUCAGAUCAGCAGGUGACCAAGAGGUGGAAAGCUUAGGAAUGAUCGAGAAGAGUGCUAUUUUCAUCUGUUUCAGGCAGCUCUAAAUCCUUUUUAUGUUCAGUUUUGUAGAGCGGUAAAUGAGGCAGGCAAGGGCAUCGGAUCAUACUACUCUAACUCUCUUAAAAGCUGUUGCAAACUUGUCAAAUCAAUCUGGCUCCUUUGGUUUA